Molecule: messenger RNA, 2478 nt
Organism: Mytilus trossulus (common blue mussel)
Lineage: Eukaryota; Metazoa; Mollusca; Bivalvia; Mytilida; Mytilidae
Product: nicotinate phosphoribosyltransferase-like
Exons: 15
Coding region: 34-1719 (561 amino acids)
Biological process (GO): NAD+ biosynthetic process via the salvage pathway
Cellular component (GO): cytosol
Molecular function (GO): nicotinate phosphoribosyltransferase activity
Source: RefSeq, a predicted model, not a curated record
GUUUACGUUGUCCCCCGAAGGUGAUUUAAGGUCAUGAACUCCUCUGUGGUUCAUUUCAGACACAACAUGUCGGGAGAUCACAGGCAAUUUUCCACGGUCCUGGGAAAGGAACAGAAUGGAGUUAUACAGCCUAUUCUUACUGAUCUUUACCAGAUCACCAUGGCGUAUGCCUACUGGAAGAGUGGAAAGAUGAACGAUGUGGCUGUGUUUGAUUUGUACUUUAGACGUAAUCCAUUUAAAGGAGAGUUCACUGUGUUUGCUGGUUUGGAGGAGUGUGUCAAAUUCAUUCAGAAUUUCAAGUUUACAGAAAGUGAUAUAAAGUACCUGAAAUCAGUGUUGCCAACUUCAGUAGAAGAAGAAUUUUUUGAAUAUCUGAAAGAAUUAAACACGAAAACUGUAACAUUAUUUGCAAUUGAGGAGGGGACAGUUGUGUUUCCUAAAAUUCCACUAUUGACAGUAAAAGGACCAUUACCUGUUGUACAGCUGAUGGAGACACCAUUGUUAAAUCUAGUUAAUUAUGCCAGUUUAGUGGCAACAAAUGGCAUGAGGUUUCGUAUUGCUGCUGGGUCAGAAAGUAUAUUAUUAGAGUUUGGAUUACGGAGGGCCCAGGGACCUGAUGGUGCCUUAUCUGCCUCUAGAUAUUGUUAUUUAGGAGGUUUUGAUGGAACCAGUAAUGUAUUGGCAGGUAAACUUUACGGCAUUCCAGUAAGAGGUACACAUGCUCAUGCCUUCAUCACCUCAUUUUCAGGCUUAUCAGAGUUACAUAAUCGGCAACUGGUUAGGAAAGGUACAGAUGAGAUGGUUGAUUUUAUUCCACUUUGUCAAAAAUGGCUGAAACAAUUAGCACCUGUACUAGGAUUUUUAGAUGACCAAGUAUCAAAAAGUGAGCUGGCAGCCUUUAUAGCCUAUGCUACUGCAUUUCCUGAUGGUUUCUUAGCACUUAUAGAUACAUAUGAUGUUGUAAGAACUGGUUUACCAAGUUUUUGUACAGUUGCUAUGGCUCUACAUGAGUGUGGGUACCAGCCUCGAGGUAUACGACUAGACAGUGGUGAUUUAGCUUACCUUUCAAACCUGGUCAGACAGUCUUUUGAAAAAGUGGCCAGAAGUUUUAAUGUGCCUUGGUUUUCAUCAUUGACCAUUGUAGCCAGUAAUGAUAUAAAUGAAGAUACAAUACAUUCCUUAAAUCAACAGGGACACAGUAUAAACAGCUUUGGGAUUGGUACACAUCUGGUCACAUGUCAGAAACAACCAGCACUAGGAGGUGUAUAUAAAUUAGUUGAAGUUAACGGUAAACCACGAAUAAAACUGAGUGAAGAUGUAGAAAAGGUUACUAUACCAGGCAGGAAGAUAGCUUACAGACUGUUUGGGCACGAUGGAAAUGCCUUGGUUGACUUGAUGUUAAAACCAGAUGAUGAACCACCUAAAAGUAAUGAGAGAGUUCUUUGUAGACAUCCUUUCAUAGAGUCCAAAAGAGCUUAUGUAUGUCCAGCUAAAAUAGAGAGACUACAUAAAGUGUUUAUAGAAAAUGGAGAGGUUAAGCAACCUUUACCUACAUUAACAGAACUGAGGUCUAAAGCCUUAUGUUCUCUGAAGAGUCUUAGAAUUGAUCAUCGACGAGCCUUAAAUCCUACACCUUACAAAGUGUCGGUCAGUAGUAAUCUGUAUUCAUUCAUGCAUGACCUAUGGUUAGAUAAUGCACCAAUCGGAGAGCUGUCAUAAAUCAUGUGAUCUAGUCAAAUUUACACCAUAUUGAAUAUUGUGAUAUCAAUCAGAAAACACACACAUUUCCAAUCAACCAAUGGGAUUUUAUGUUGUAUGCGAGUAGAACAUGUUAUUUUGAUGUUAUGUUAGAUUGCACCUGAUUGGGUAUGCUGUAAAGAAUAUUUGCUACUGUCAGUCACUGAAUUAACUGCUGCAAAUUGUGAUUUAUAGCAGUUAGCUUUUUAAAACAAACUUUUUCUAGACUGUGAUAUUUUACCAUAGACAUAAUCAUGUCGAUGUAGAGAUUUAUUAUUAUUAUUUCUUAAAUUUUUGUGCUAUUUUCACAUUUUUUGAGCCGUGUGAGAAAAAUAUUUCUUCUUACUAGUGAAUUAUCUGCUCUCAGCCUAUGAUUGAUCUUAAUUUUAUUAUGACGUUAAAUUUUCUUGAUUUCUUCUGAAUUUCUUAUUGUGACAUCCUGAAAAAAUAUUGCCAUGUCUGAUGACUUCUCAUCUAAAGAAACACAAUUUUCUGCAAAUCUUUGAAAUGCAAGGGAAAAAAUUCAUUUGGGACACAAAUUCCACGAUAAGUUGUGUAUUUCAAAAAACUGUAACAUUUAAAUGAAUUUAUAUAAAAAUGAGUUUGUAUUCCCUUUAUUUUCAAAAAGACACAAAUGGAGAGAAAUAUGCAAAAACAAAACAAACUUAAAAACUUUAAUUUUGUAAUUCUCAUCAAAUUUGGAUAGUAAGAGUUGUCUCCCAUUGUUAAGAAUCAAUAUUU